CCGACUGUUCCCAAAUUGAUGACGUGGUGCGGUUCCCCUACCGGACGUGAAGGAUGGCCGACCAGAGCAGGCAAAUCAAACUCGCCGCAGCCAAGAAAAAGCUGAAGGAGUUUCAGCAGAAGAGUUCUCCUGCCAGUGGAGGAGGGGGUGGAAAUGGAGGAGGAGGACCAGGUGCCAAGAAGAAGAGGAAGGGAGGGAGCCAACCAGACACACCCUCGGCUGACCGACACUCUCCAGACAAUAGUCAGAGUAUUCUGAAAGUUCGUAGUCAGACCAAUGGAGUAGCUCUGCCUCCCUAUGGCAACAGCCAGGCCCACGUUGAUGGGGAGGUGAGAAGGUCCCCUGUCACCCAGCUACUGGAGGACCCAAACGGAGAGGCUGGCCGUGGCUCCCCUGUGUCUAACCCUGCUAGCUCUAUGUCUGCUACUAACCCUGAGUGUGUCAGCCACGCCCACAACACUGACCUGCAGCAGAACUGCACCCCUGACGCCAACGGCAAUGAAAACCAUGCGGAUGAGAAUAGACCCCUGUCGUCCACAGAGAGCCUGCGGCAGCUCUCCCAGCAGCUCAACGGCCUGCUCUCUGGGUCAUCCACCACCUAUGUAAAUGGAGACAGUGCUCCCUCGCCUGCCAAUAAAAAAGAACUGGAGAGUCGAAACCAGGAGCUGGCAACCGCACUGGACUCCAGCAACCUAACAAACUCUCAGCUCAAUACCAAGCUAGACCUGCUGACCAUGCAAUCUCAGGAGCUCACAGAUCAGCUGCAAAAGGAGCGAAAGGAGUUUGAACAGAAAUGUGUGAGGGAGCAAGGAGCCAUGCGAGAACAAUUACAGGUCCACAUCCAGACCAUCGGCAUCCUGGUGUCGGAGAAAUCAGAGCUGCAGACCGCACUGUCAUACACACAGCAGGCUGCCCGCCAGAAAACAGGGGAGGCUGAGGAGCUGAGUAACCGUCUCCAGGCCACCAAACAGAGAGUCUCUGAGCUGGAGAGAACCCUGUCCUCCGUCUCCACGCAACAGAAACAGUUUGACAAGCAUAACAAAGAGCUAGAGAAAGAGAGAGACAACCUGAGGCUAGAGGUGUACAGACUAAAUAGUGUGAGUGAGGAGGGGAGGCAGCAGAGUUCAGAGCUGUCAGAGCAGCUCAAGCUGAGGGUGAGUGAGAACAGCGCUUUGAGACUGGACCUGGACGAACUGCGCAAGAGACUUGAGAUGGCCGACGUCAUGCUGCAACAGUUUUCCAGUCAGUCAGGGCCUCCCAGUGCCAACCAGCAGAUGCAGUUACUACUGGAGGAGAAAUUACAGAUUGAGGCGCACACUGCUCAGUUGAUGGAGUCGGUGGCCCAGCUGCAGACAGAGAGAGACACCUACGCUGAGCAGAUCCAGGAGGAGGGACAAGUAUGGAAGGACAAGACAGAGCAGCUGCUCUCUCAGGUGACACUAAUAGCAGAGGAGAGGGACAGGAGCAUCAGUCAGAUCCAGGAGCUAGAAGCCCACAUCACAAACCUGAAGCACGCUGCAGCCCUUUUGUCCCAUGAUAGAGAGGCCCAGGCGGAGGCCCAGGCGGAGCCCCAGCCCUCAGGGCCCUCAGAGAGUGAACUGGCCCUCCAGGAAGCCCUCAGCAGCCUGCAGCAGGAGAGAGACACACUCAACACACAGUUCCAGGCCCAGCUACGCGACAACGAGCAGCUGAGUCGUAUGUGUUCGGAGCAGGAGUCCCGUCUCUCGGAGCUGGAGCGCCAUGCGGAGCGCGGGGCCGAGGAUGCAGAGGACCGCAGGCGCAUGCUGGAGGACGUGCAGAGUGACAAGGCCACCAUCAGCCGCGCCCUGGCCCAGAACCGCACCCUUAAAGACCAGCUGGCUGAGCUGCAGAAUGGCUUCGUCAAACUGACCAAUGAGAACAUGGAGCUGACUACUGCUCUGCAGUCAGAACAUCACGUGAAGAAGGAGCUGGGACGCAGGAUGGGACAACUACAGGAGGACCUGCACAACUUCAAGGAGCAGUUGGAGCUGAAGUCUCUGGAGUACCAGGCGCUGCUGGAGCAGCGGGAGCAGAUAGUGGCCCACCUACAGCAGUACUCUGCAGGCUACACGUCCCUGGCGUCAGAACGAGAGCAGCUCCACAGACAGUACCUGCAGCAGAGCCAGCUGAUGGACCAGCUGCAGCAUGAUGAGACCCAGGGAAGGGUUCAGCUGGAGAUGAGCCACAAACAGCUGGAGCAAUACCAGGAGAGGCUGGAGCAGUUGUCCAGAGACAACGAGCAGCUGAAGGCUGAAGUCACUGAGCUGCUCAACAGCUCAGCCCUGGCCACACCCCCCAGAGACCAGGGAGACGGAGUGGAGAGCCAAUCCCUGCCAGAAAGCCCACAGAAGUCCUCCAUCGCUAUCCCAGAAGACUUUGAGAGCCGGGAAGAGAUGGAGGAGUUUGUGCGCGGUGCGGUGGCGCGUGUGGAGGCAGAGCGAGACGAUGUGAGGAGCAGACUGGAGGAGGAGAGGAGACUGCACCUCGCAGCCCGUCACCAGGCUGCAGUACUCAGCAUGGAGCACCAGCACCACAGUCAUGACCAUGAACACAACCAUGACCACGGUCACAGCCGCGACCACACUCACAGCCAUGAUGACCACAGUCACUGUGAACACACAGUCUCAGGUUCAGAGGGCGUACCAGUGGAGGUACACGAGGCCCUGUGUGUUGCCAUGGAGAAGCUCCAACACCGCUUCACCUCUCUGAUGCAAGAGAAGGCUGACCUGAAGGAGAGGGUAGAGGAGCUGGAACACCGUUGUAUACAGCUGUCAGGAGAGACUGAUACUAUAGGAGAGUACAUUGCCCUGUACCAGAACCAGAGAGCUGUCAUGAAGCAGAAACACAUGGAGAAGGAGCAGUACAUCAGAAUGUUGGCCCAGGACAAAGAGGAGAUGAAGGCCAAACUGGCAGAGCUGCAGGACCUGGUGAUGAGGUUGGUGGGUGAGAGGGACGAGUGGUACAGCCGCUACGCUGGGACGGUGGCUAGCGCUGACGCUACGGCUAACCCUGACCUGCUGCCAGCUGGGGAGGACCACCACGCACACAGACGCAUGGAGCUCAACGCUAUGGGCGGACAAGAGUCUAUGGAUCUAAGUAAAGCUGUGGAGUCUGACUCCACCACCCCUGACACCCCUCACAGUGCCCCGUCAGACUUGGGCCAGGGGCUCCCCCCAGACUCCCAGGCCCUGAUGAGGCACCAGGAGGAUGGCACGGCCAGGCAGAUCAUGCAGCUGCUCCAGGAGAUCCAGGGGCCCCGCUCCGUGCCCUUCCUGGGGGACAACCCCUGCAUCCCCUUCUUCUACCGACCUGACCAGCAGGACGAAGUCAAGAUCCUGGUGGUCUGAUUAUGAUUAUUAUUAUGAUGAUGAUGAGACUAUGGAUCUAACUGGCAACGUUGGUUGGGAUCUCUGGCAGUGUUGGAGGAUCUCUGAAAACACACACCAUUCCACCACGUCACAGUUGGCUUAGGUCAUCUAGAAUUACACGUACACACUCUUCUGGCUAUACUGUCUCACACACACAUGCACACUCACUCUCUCCCCUGACAUCGUCAAAUUUUUCAUCAGGCAUGGAAAGUGCUGAAAACAUGUUGGCUCACUAUUUAAAAAGAAGAUGGAGAACAAGCUAUAUAAUGAAAAAUACCAGAGUUUUGGCGCAGAUACAGCUGACUAGCACUAGCUAACGCUACGUACAGUAGCAAAAAAAUCUUAUUUUUUAUUUUUUACAAAUAUUGAUAUAUCGUCCAAAAAUAAUAUUGCGAUAUGUAACUGUAUCGAUCCCCCCCCCCCCCAUCACUACUGGACACACAUAGUGACUUAAGCACGUGAACUCCUUGUGUUCCUCUCCUCGUCUUCUUCCUCCUCCUUACUUUUGUGUUUGUGUCAGAUUAAUUUUUUUGUCUCCUUUGAUUGGUAUUUAAUAACAUUAGAUGGCAGAAGUAUUCCAACUGAGGCUACUGAGAUUAGUUCUGUGAUUCUCUUGAUGAACAGAUGUUUAUUCCUACAUACGUCCCUUUUCUGAUCCCGCUCCUCUAUUCCCUAACCUUCACCUCUCUUCCUCCACCCCUUGUGCAAUAAAGUAUCUCUGUCCCCUCAGUCAUUGUCUGUUGAAGGAGAAAUGAAGGCUUUGAGUGAAGUUAACAGCAAUAGUGUGUGGGCGUGCGUGGACCACUCACAGGAUCCUCAUUCACAAUGUGUGUCUGAUUCUGGAGAAGAACUGGGGUUGUCUGUCUGUGGUUGGUAGUGGAGACAGACAAGGCUUGGUUUUUCCCUGUGGGCUGUGUCUCAAUUCAUUGCCUUGUCUCCUUUCCUCCAUGACCACUGAUGGGCAACAAUACAUACUCAGAUAUUUGGUCAUUAAUGGAAAGAGACACAGCCCUUGGUAGCUGUGGGUGUGUUCUAUGGCAGUGGAGGGAGUGUGUUAUCUGGGUAGGUCAGGAUAGCAGGUGGAGGAGUGAAGGUCUAUCAAUUCAGGAAGGAGGGAUGGGCCAGGUUGGAGCCUUGGCCUAACUGGGGAGAAAGUAAGUCAGGAAAGCAUUGGUAAAGACACUAGCAUUUGGCCAAGUUUGCACUGUUCACUUCAUUUCUAAGUAGGGGAACACAAUGACGUCAUAGGAAAGAGAGGGACAUGAAUGUAGACACACACGGCUGCGCUCCCCAAAAAUGACCUCUUCUGUUUGGAAACACUGAAAUCUGAACACACGUAUGUACAGUAGAGCUUUCUCUUAUGCCAAUGAGCCAGUCAGUUGUAUUCCGCUAGUUUGCUCUCUUCAUUUAUUUUAGGUCCCAUUUCAUGGCAUUUUCAUGUCAUCUCUUGUUUAUCAAUCUUUCAAUUCCAUUGUGCUUGUUGCCCCUCUACAUAUCAUUGAUAUUAAGUUGUUCCCUUUGAAACUGGCUGAAGAUUGUGUGUCUGUGUGAUAAAUAAUCCAAUUUCAAUUGUAUCCCUCAUGAUCUGAAUGGAAGUGGUCUCUUCUCUCUAGUUACAUUGGCUUUUACUGUAGGUUAUUGCACAAAAAUUGUACAGAGCUUCUAAUCAAACCGUGUCCCAUCACUUAUUUUUUUGGACAGUCAUUUUUCUAUGGCAGACCCAUUCUAGGCAUUUGAUUUCUAUGCUUUGGAGCCCUAUGAUGUCAUAUGUGCUCUUUGGCACAUCUGGGCCGAGGGUUCCACUCAAAGCUAACGAAUGGAGACUAAAGUGUGUGUGUUGAAGUGACCGAAAGAGAGAGAGAGUGUGUGCGCACUAGGAGGAUGUACAUAUAAAUAGAGAGAGGGUUGUAUUAAUUCUAGUAACACAAGGCAGAGGCAAUGGGGGUUAAGCUCUGCUGUUUGAUUGACAGGUCCAGGAAGGUCCUCCUGUUUUUGGAGAACCUUCCCAUGAUGGGGAUAACAUCCCAGUUUUUUGGGAGAUGAUUUGGAGUUUUGAUGCUUACAUAAUGUCUUUGUUGACUACCGAUGUCAGAUUUUUUAUUCACGAAUGGAAGUCUUUAAUGUCAAUUGAUUACCCUAAAACUGAAUGAAAAGCAAAAACACAGUCUGAAAAAUCAAAGAUGGUUUUUGAUGAUGCUAUGUGAAAUGUGGUUAGUUCGAUAUGAGGAAAGUAGUGGUUGUGGAGGAAGUUUCCAGGUCUGUAGAGGUGUAAGUGUUUGUACCUGUUCUGCGCUAUGACAUGGUUGCUGAACCAAGUCUACCCUGAAGCGCAGCACUUUUGCAGUAGGACUUGACAUGGUUUCUGUUGAAAGUGAAUGUACCGUUACCCUGAUCUGAAUUAAAUUCCUGGCUUAGCAUUCUCUUUUUCUUUACUUUAGAAAAAUAUUGUCAUAAAAAAAAGUAAACUUUUUUGUUUUGGGAGUAGGAAAUAUUUUCUAGUAAUUUAAAAUGUCAUUUAUUAUGGUGACGAGAUAAAAGUAAUAGAUUAAACAGAUUUUUUUUUUCUCAACUUUCUAAUUGAAUAUUUCUUUUGAAUGGAUGUGUGUGAUUGAGCAGAUGAUUAGAGACAGAGGUGAAAGCCUUCUGUUGUAAAGGAGCUGUAUAUACUGUAACUGUGUAAGAUAUUGUAUAUUCAUUCUGCCUGGUGGGAAUAAGGGUAAUGGGUGUCGCUAGCAGCCCAGAGCGUUUGUCUGUCUGUCUGAGCCAUUGUUGGCUUCAGAACACACAGCUGAAGUGAAGGGGUAGGGGUGAUAUCUUUGAUUUAAUACAAAGGUUCAUUAAAUAUUAUAUUUAUUUGGAAUAAUUAUCCAAACUAAUCAGUUUUAAUGUAAUGGAGGUUGUUGGGGGACGCUGAACGAUCCUUAUGAGCUAACAAAAUGGCUUCCGACAAUACAUUGCUGAUGUGAUUUCUCCUGUAAGAUUUUUUUCUCCCCUCCUAAAUAAAAUGUAUUCAUCAAAGUA
Molecule: messenger RNA, 6410 nt
Organism: Coregonus clupeaformis (lake whitefish)
Lineage: Eukaryota; Metazoa; Chordata; Actinopteri; Salmoniformes; Salmonidae
Gene: golga2
Product: golgin A2
Exons: 27
Coding region: 54-3368 (1104 amino acids)
Biological process (GO): Golgi organization
Cellular component (GO): Golgi apparatus; Golgi cis cisterna; cis-Golgi network
Molecular function (GO): protein binding
Source: RefSeq, a predicted model, not a curated record